Puccinia triticina is the source of this 525-nucleotide messenger RNA. RefSeq lists its product as uncharacterized. NCBI's taxonomy places the organism in Eukaryota, Fungi, Basidiomycota, Pucciniomycetes, Pucciniales, Pucciniaceae. The record is from RefSeq and is a predicted model, not a curated record. Bases 1 to 525 code for a protein of 174 amino acids. The transcript is spliced from 2 exons.
AUGCCUAAAAGACGUCGCGGCGGGUCUCCCCCUCCCUUCAGAAUGAACGCACAGGAGUUGCUCGAAUGGAUCGGGCCAGUUUUGAGGAGGGUCGCUGCUUAUCUUCCUCCCCAAAUGAUCGUUCCCAUGGUCCCGGGUUAUGGGCCGACCCCUGUGCGCCGGCCAGCCCCUCCGGCAGCACCCCUUCCGUCAGAAGUCAAGCGAUUGAAACGACGGGCUCCAUUUCUGUGCCGUUCAGCCAAACGGCUUACCCUCGACGAGCUCAAUGCUCAGGCACUUUCAGCGACUUCUCCUCCUGCUCGCCACCCAAGGGUCCACACCCUGAUCGACGACAGUCGGGCACUUUUGCCACCCCACUGUUGCCAACCUUGCCCUCAACGCCCAGCUGGGAGCUCUCGGGAAGGUCUCGACCAAGCUCCACCAGCUUCAACUGCAAGCCAAGCCGGGCCAUCGCGCCGAAGCGGGAGACGUGAUCGACAUGACCCAUACUUUCGAAGCCGACGCACCAGAGGUGGAGGAGCCUGA